This is a messenger RNA of Clarias gariepinus (North African catfish), 1229 nucleotides long. Its product is annotated as procathepsin L-like. The coding region runs from base 26 to 1030 and encodes 334 amino acids. NCBI's taxonomy places the organism in Eukaryota, Metazoa, Chordata, Actinopteri, Siluriformes, Clariidae. The transcript has 9 exons. Gene Ontology annotation, cellular component: lysosome. Gene Ontology annotation, biological process: immune response. The record is from RefSeq and is a predicted model, not a curated record. Gene Ontology annotation, molecular function: cysteine-type endopeptidase activity.
CCACAGAGAGUUCUACAGAAACAGAAUGAAGGUUUUGAUUGUCAUCACCGCAUUUGUGGCUCUGGCCAGUGCAGCCAGCCUCUCGCUGGAAGACCUGGAGUUUCAUUCCUGGAAACUGAAGUUUGGUAAAAUCUAUAAGUCUGUAGGGGAGGAGUCUCAGCGUAAGAUGACUUGGCUAGAAAAUCGCAAACUGGUCCUGGUACACAACAUGCUGGCAGACCAGGGCAUUAAGAGCUACAGACUCGGCAUGACCUACUUUGCAGACAUGAGUAACCAGGAGUACAGACAAUCUGUGUUCAAGGGCUGCCUGGGAUCAUUCAACAGGACCAAGAGACACAGUGCAAUUACAUUCCUUCGACAGGCAGGAGGAGCUGUUCUGCCAGCUACCAUGGACUGGAGGGAAAAGGGCUAUGUGACUGAUGUUAAAGAUCAAAAGGCAUGCGGUUCAUGCUGGGCCUUUAGCGCGACAGGAUCACUGGAAGGCCAAACUUUUAGGAAGACAGGGAAGCUGGUGUCACUGAGUGAGCAGCAGUUAGUGGACUGCUCUAAUGAUUAUGGAAACUUUGGAUGUGGGGGAGGUUUGAUGGAUCAAGCUUUUGAAUAUAUUAAGGACAACAAGGGAAUUGACACAGAGGAAUCCUACCCUUAUGAAGCCAUGGAUGGUCAGUGCAGGUUUAAACCAGACACUGUGGGAGCCACAUGCACUGGCUAUGUGGAUAUCAAUAGUGAAGAUGAGGAUGCUCUACAAGAAGCCGUGGCAACCAUCGGACCUAUUUCUGUCGCUAUAGAUGCAGGCCACGAAUCCUUCCAGUUCUAUGAAUCUGGAAUCUACAAUGAGCCUGAGUGCAGCAGCUUGGAUCUGGAUCAUGGUGUUCUGGCUGUUGGUUAUGGCACAGACAAUGGAAAAGACUACUGGCUGGUCAAGAACAGCUGGGGUCUAGAUUGGGGUGAUGAAGGCUAUAUCAAGAUGUCCAGGAACAAGAAAAACCAAUGUGGUAUUGCCACAGCAGCCAGCUACCCUCUUGUUUAAAGGUGGGUGAAAAGGUCCAUGGCAAACCAAAUCUGCAGCCUCAGCAUGGCUUAAUUAUGUAAAACAUUGCACAGUAAAAAAACAACAACAAUAAUUUCUAUAUUAAAUUACUCAAAACAGAAUAUUGUACCAACCUUAUUUUCUACUUUAGGAUGAAAAAAAAAUGAAUGGAAUAAAUAAAUAAAAUGGAUGGACUAAA